Molecule: messenger RNA, 1560 nt
Organism: Penaeus indicus
Lineage: Eukaryota; Metazoa; Arthropoda; Malacostraca; Decapoda; Penaeidae
Exons: 3
Coding region: 1-1560 (519 amino acids)
Source: RefSeq, a predicted model, not a curated record
AUGGAGCUUUUGAAAGUAUAUACUGAUAAGCUGCCGAGGCACCAAAGCAUUGUUGAUAAGCAGACUGAGCAUCAGUGUAUUCCCCAAGAGGGUCAUCUGGUGCGAUCAGUGGCAUUCAGGUCGCGGAGCCAGCAGUUCCUGGAGUGCCCCGACUCCUGCCAGAACCAUGUGGAGCCGCCCCUGCCCUACCGCACCCCGGCCGCCCACCCUCCGUCUGUCGGCAACCACCUCACGCCCAACCACAUUUCCUCCGCCCCCCGCGCCCGCCUCCCGCCGCCCCUCGUCAUGCCCCCCGCCGAGCUCCCCGCCACGCCCCACCGCGUGAACUACCCCUCCUCGCCGCACCCUCAGCGCUACGCCCCACACGCGGCGCUGGUGAACGUGGGCGGCUUCGAGGGCGAGGGCGGUUUCGAGGGCGAGGGCGGCUUCGAGGGCGGCUUCGAGUGGAGGGAGAGGGAGCGCGACGCCGAGCUGGAGAGGGAGCACCGGCGGAGGAUGGGGCGCUCCCUCACAGACCUCCCGCAGAAGGAGGCGUGCGGGGGCGGCGACCUCGACCGCAUUCCCCUCGCCAGGAGCGGGACUCUGCCCAGGUCUUUCGCCAGGCUCAGCGCCGCCCCGCCCAUCUCCACGCCCUCCUCCCCGCCCCCCACCUCCACUGCCGCGCCCAACGCGUCGACCUCGUCCUCGUCCUCCUUCGCCGCCGCCCGCGGGCACAGUAAAGACAGCGGGGGCACGCUUCCGCGGCAGCGCGUGAAGUCGCGGGAGGCGGAGGAGUUCCUGCGCGCGGCGGAGAGCCAAGGGCGCGAGCGGGCCGCCGCCGCCUUUCCGCGGGGCUUGGUGCACCGCAGCCGCAGCGGCCCCAUCCCUGUGGGACCGCUCGAGGGCUCCGGCUGCGGCAUCGGGGCCAGCUGCUGUGGCUGCUGCUCCUGCUACUGCUGCUGCUGCUGCUGGCGCGAGGGGGGCGCCUCGGCAACGCCGCCGUGCACGUGCGCGCCGCCGCCUCGGCCGCGCGUCCUGUCGCUGGCGCCGGCGACGUCGUGGGGGCCGGAGCGCUGGCGCGAGGACCCGCACCUCCUGCCGUCGCGCGCCGCCCCCUGCUCUGCGCCCUGCCCCGCCGCCUGCCCCGCCUCUUGCGCCCUGGCACACUUGAGCGCCUCCUCGCCCAACCUGAAGUACUACCCGCCGGCGGCGCCCGCCCACCACCUGCACCAGCGCACCCUGCCCCGCCACGCCCAUUACCCCGCCCACUACUACAAGCAGCUGCCCGCACAGACGUCGAGGCCGCCCCCGCAGUACUACCUCCAGUCGUACCGACACGAGGUGGCAGCGCCCGCGUACGCCCCUCAGCACCACCCGGCGCAGGAAGGGCGAGGACGGCGGGACGACCCUCGCCUCAACGACCCCAGGCUCAACGACCCCCGCCAUAAUGAACUCCGCCACGACCCCAGGCACAAUGACCUCCGCCAUGACCCCCGGCACGGCGAUCUUAGACAUAACGACCCUCGGAAUAACGACCCCCGGAGCCACAACGACCCUCACCGUCACACGACCCCAGUUUGA